Molecule: messenger RNA, 2033 nt
Organism: Musa acuminata AAA Group (dessert banana)
Lineage: Eukaryota; Viridiplantae; Streptophyta; Magnoliopsida; Zingiberales; Musaceae
Exons: 3
Coding region: 305-1765 (486 amino acids)
Source: RefSeq, a predicted model, not a curated record
UGCUUCCUGCCGCCACAUUUUAACCACACAGAUCAAAUGAAUUCCUCCUCCUAACUAUUAUUUUACUCACUAUGUCGCCCUGCUUGUCCAUCAUCUGGAGAUCUCCGUCUCGGAAGCUACGCCUCUCCUUCGCCUUCGACCUUCCUCCUCCUCCUCCUCCUCCUCCACCUCGCUCCUUAAAUACCCUUUCGCACUCCCUUCUUCCCACCUCCCCCCCAGUCGUUGCUUCUUUUGUCUUUCUGGCAAAGAAGAAAGAAGAGGCAAGAGAGGUAGCGUUUCUGGGCGAUAGAAUUGGUGUUUGGCGAUGGCUCACAAGCCGUUAUUGCUCAAAGAUUACCUUGAACUGGACUGGGAUUCCGAGUCCUACUGCGCUGGCUUCGGGUGCGUCCCGGCCCAGGCCGGUGAUGCCGACCCAGACGCUGAUGCCGCGACCAUGCGGUAUCUCCUUGACGCGGAGCUCCGCGGUGGCGGAGGAGGACCAAGGCUCCAGCGGACGCGAUCCAUGAACGCCAUGGCGAAGAUCUCCGCCGUUAUCGGCGCUUUCAGGCCGCUGUCUUUCGCCGGUGCCUCCUCGUCGUCCGCCUCGGGUGGACGACGGAGGUGUGGGGAGGGAGGAUUCCUGACAAGAAGCUUCUCAAAGCGGCUUAGUGGGAGCUUCUGGCGGAAGACGGGGAUGGCGGCCGCGGCCGUAGCGAUGGAGGACACCUGGGUGGGAGUUAAGGACAUCGUACGGCUGAGAUAUGUCGAGGAAAAGGUGGUUAGCGAGGAGCUCAGGUCGUUCGAUUUCCCGUCUCCGGCUCUCAGCAGCUGCACCGUGUGGUCGGAGUCCGAUUUCCUCCCCUCGACCACGGCCGGUACCGACUCCUCGGACGACAGCCUCUCCUCUGCCGGAGCCGCCACCUCCAGAGAAGCCAAGAAGGGAUCCCCACGAGCAAGGUCGAGCCGCAAACCCAAGGUGGACAGGAAGAGCACCGGCGAAGGAUUGGACGGAAGCGGCGCCGGCCUCAGCCGCAUGCCCAUGGCACCGGAGAGCGAGGGCACGGAGUCGCCGCAAUGCCACUCGGAGGAAGAGGAGCAGCUGAGUCCAAUGUCAGUUAUGGACUUUCCAUCUGGUGAAGAAGACGAGGAAGAGGAAGCGGACGACCCCGCAUCGCCUUCCUUCCAUCACAGCCUCGCCAAGCUCGAACGAACGACGCGGCAGCUGCUGCAGAAGAUCGGACGGUUCGAGAGCCUCAUUGACCUGGAACCCAUUGACGUCGACCGGCGCUUCGCCUCCACGGAUUGCUUGGACGAAUCCACCGACGACGUGGCAUCCGUAGUGGAGGAGGAGGACGAGAGAGCCUUACGAGAGAGGAAGGCAUGGGGCGUACUGGGACAGCUAAAAGCCAGCUGCCACGUGGACCCAGCGGAGGCGAGCGUGGAGAAGCUCCUGCUAGACUUGUUCAUCCAAGAACUGUCCUACUCCGACGGCGAUGCCAAUCGCGACGGUCGGUUCCGGCGGGGCCACAGGGAGUGGGCAAUAUCCGCCGUGCGUCAUGGGCAAGCAGAGGAAAGAGCGCUCUUGAUCACCGCAAGAGAUUGGAUCGAGGGGACGAGGCGCCGGGACCUGGACGACUUCCACGGGGAGGCGACGCUGAGGGAGAUCGAGAGGGGCGGACGGUGGAGAUCGUUCGAGGAGGAGGAUGGGGAGUUGGGGGUUGACCUACAGGGACUCGUGCUGGGUUCGUUGAUGGAGGAGCUGGUGAUGGAUUUAGUGUCACGUUGAACACAACGAUACUAGUACGGAGUCGGCGCCAUCGUCGCUGUAAUAAAUUAGCUGGUGAAGCUAUCGUUAAGGUAUGUAUAUGUCCCUGGACAGUGUGUGCGUGUGUGUGUGUGGGGUAGUAUAUGUCCCUGGACAGUGUGUGCGUGUGCGUGUGUGUGUGUGUGGGUUAGAUACAAGGGUUGGGAGGCCAACCAAUUUUGAGUGGAGGGGGGAAUCGAAGAGCAGCUUCUUUUGCAUGUACAUUACUAAUGGAAGAGUAAUUUCUUUA